AUGGCCUCCGAGUCUGAAUCAUCGAUCAAAAAGCCCUGGAUCGAAACACCCCUAAUUGAAUGCGCAACUCUAUCCAAACAAGCAGGAUGCCGCAUAUUCCUGAAACUAGAACUCCUCCAACCCUCAGGAUCCUUUAAAUCCCGGGGCAUCGGCAACUUAAUCCUCCAGUCUCUCACCCAACAAUCCACCAAAGAUAGAAAACCCCACUUCUUCAGCUCCUCGGGCGGCAACGCAGGUCUUGCAGCCGUACACGCCGCGCGAGACCUAGGCUGUCCCUGCACGGUCGUCGUGCCCUACAGUACGAAACAAUAUAUGAUAGACAAGUUACGCGCCGCAGGAGCGACAGAGGUAGUACAGCAUGGCGCAAGCUGGUUUGAAGCGGACACUUUCCUUCGGGAGACGUUCAUUGAGGGCCAUGAAGGGAAUGUCUACGUGCCGCCCUUUGAUCAUGUGGAUAUCUGGGAGGGGGCGGGAGGAAUGAUUUCGGAGAUUGAGACACAAUUGGGCACUGGGGAGGGAGGAUUCCCUGCGGACGUGAUUAUUUGUAGUGUUGGUGGAGGGGGACUGUUGAAUGGUGUGGUUGAAGGGUUAGAGAAGUGUUUGGCCAAGGGGGAGAAGGGGAGAGAUGUUCGAGUUGUUGCUGUUGAGACGGAUGGAGCGCAUGCGUUGGCACAUUCCCUUCGUGAGGGGAGGUUGAGUUCGUUGAAGGGUAUUACGUCUCAAGCUACUUCGUUGGGUGCGUUGACGGUAGCGGAGAAGGCGUUUGAGAAUGCGGUCUCGCCGCCGAAGGGGGUGGUGGUUGAGAGUAUUGUCGGGUCGGAUGCUGAUGCUGCGAGGGGUGUGUUGAGACUUGCCGAUGAGAUGCGGUUGCAGGUGGAGUUGGCGUGUGGCAUCAGUUUGGAGGUUGCUCUUAAUGGGAGGUUGAAGGAUGUGGUCCCGGAUUUGAAUGCCCAGACGAAGGUUGUCGUUGUUGUUUGUGGUGGAAGUAAUAUUAACACAGAGAUGAUUACGGAGUAUAGAGAGAGGCUUGAGCAGGGGUGGAAUUAG
Messenger RNA from Penicillium atrosanguineum, 1047 nucleotides. Its product is annotated as putative L-serine dehydratase. The record is from RefSeq and is a predicted model, not a curated record. Gene Ontology annotation, molecular function: L-serine ammonia-lyase activity; threonine deaminase activity; pyridoxal phosphate binding. The coding region runs from base 1 to 1047 and encodes 348 amino acids. NCBI's taxonomy places the organism in Eukaryota, Fungi, Ascomycota, Eurotiomycetes, Eurotiales, Aspergillaceae. Gene Ontology annotation, biological process: L-threonine catabolic process; L-serine catabolic process. The transcript is spliced from 3 exons.